GGGAGAGAAAGGAUCGUUCUGUGGAAGUCCUCUGGCUGCUUUCAGUGAUCUUUUCUCUGCUCCGGUGACAGCAGCACAUUUGCAGGGGAGAAACCUGGAGGCUAUCCCCAGGGUGCCCGAGACCUCCAAGAAGACGGGAGCAACUGCAGAAGGAGACAAAUGAAGCUGUUGCUCUAUAAUCUCAUGGGGACAAAAACAAGGUGACUUACUGCUCAGAAGGAAACUUUGGAUGAGAUCUCUCGUCUGCCACCGUCGUGCUCUGCUACCCUGGAUAAUUCCAACACAAAACCAAGGGCGAGCCAAACUGUAUGCAUCAAAAGAAGAUGGACAUGGCCACGGAACAAGCUGAACAUAACCCAAAUGCUACCGUCAGCCUCAGCUUUGCUGCAAUCUACAAUCUCCAUGAUGGGGAUUUAACCUCCUUGCAAAACAUCUCCUUCCCUUUCAAUUUCAGUUACAGCGAUUACGACCUGCCACUGGACAGCGAAGACGACGUGACCAAAACCCGCACCUUCUUUGCAGCCAAGAUUGUGAUCGGGGUGGCUCUGGUUGGCAUCAUGCUGGUCUGUGGCAUCGGCAACUUCAUCUUCAUUGCUGCUCUUGCCCGCUACAAGAAGCUGCGAAACCUCACCAAUCUGCUGAUUGCCAACCUGGCCAUCUCAGACUUCAUUGUAGCCAUCGUGUGCUGCCCCUUCGAGAUGGACUACUAUGUGGUGCGGCAGCUAUCCUGGGAGCACGGCCACGUCCUCUGUGCCUCUGUCAACUACCUACGGACCGUCUCCCUCUAUGUUUCUACUAAUGCUCUCCUGGCUAUAGCUGUUGACAGGUAUCUGGCUAUUGUUCACCCACUGAAACCACGCAUGAAUUAUCAAACAGCAACCUUCCUAAUCGCCUUGGUCUGGAUCGUCUCCAUACUUGUAGCUAUCCCAUCUGCAUACUUUGCUACUGAAACGGUGUUAUUUGUCGUGAAAAACCAGGAGAAAAUUUUCUGUGGUCAGAUUUGGCCAGUUGACCAGCAGAUGUACUACAAAUCAUACUUCCUCUUCAUCUUUGGCAUUGAAUUUGUUGCACCUGUGAUUACGAUGACCUUGUGUUAUGCCAGGAUCUCUCGGGAGCUUUGGUUUAAAACCGUACCAGGAUUUCAAACGGAACAGAUCAGAAAGCGGCUUCGAUGCAGAAGAAAAACUGUUAUGGUACUGAUGUGCAUCCUAACUGCCUAUGUUCUCUGCUGGGCACCUUUCUAUGGCUUCACAAUUGUCCGUGACUUUUUCCCCACCAUCUUUGUGAAAGAGAAGCAUUAUCUUACUGCUUUUUACAUAGUUGAAUGCAUCGCUAUGAGUAACAGCAUGAUAAACACCAUGUGUUUUGUAACCGUAAAAAAUAACACCAUGAAGUAUUUCAAGAAGAUCAUGUUGCUCAGAUGGAGAUCAACGUACAAUGGAAGCAAAUCUAGCACAGAUUUAGAUCUGAGAACAAAUGCAAUGCCGGUCACAGAGGAGGUAGACUGCAUAAAACUGAAAUAAAUUUUCCCAGUUCUAAUCUCACAUAUUUUGGAGAGGAGGUGAAGAGGAAAUGAUGUCUCCUCAGAAGCUUCUCCCUUGUGUGUGGGAAUACCCACCAUUGGUGACAGCAGCCUACUAUGCAUUUCCACCAGGACUCUUUUCAUGGACUGCUGUAUAAUCCCAUA
Opisthocomus hoazin is the source of this 1687-nucleotide messenger RNA. It is a transcript of the gene PROKR1, whose product is annotated as prokineticin receptor 1. Gene Ontology annotation, molecular function: neuropeptide Y receptor activity. Gene Ontology annotation, biological process: neuropeptide signaling pathway. The record is from RefSeq and is a predicted model, not a curated record. NCBI's taxonomy places the organism in Eukaryota, Metazoa, Chordata, Aves, Opisthocomiformes, Opisthocomidae. Gene Ontology annotation, cellular component: plasma membrane.